Trichoderma atroviride IMI 206040 is the source of this 745-nucleotide messenger RNA. RefSeq lists its product as uncharacterized. NCBI's taxonomy places the organism in Eukaryota, Fungi, Ascomycota, Sordariomycetes, Hypocreales, Hypocreaceae. The record is from RefSeq and is a predicted model, not a curated record.
CGUCAUCUCGAUCCUGUCUGCUUGAGCAUAUCAUCUACCAAUCGCCGAAGCCAUGAGAGGCCGACCCGUUGAGGUGCUCGUAUACGAGUACAUGUUUCCCAAGCCCAAGACGUUCGAUCCCCAAGACUUCCAAGCUCUGCUUCAGCGCAGCCUGAUUCCCGAAGUUCGUCAGGAGACCCAUGCCUUCUAUGGCCAUCUCGAGACGGCAGAAGCCAAGUAUCCCGGCCUGGACUAUACUCAUCCGACUCACCGCAUCCGACUCAGCCGCUGGUCAUGGCAUCGCCGACUUUUCAGAGCUUUCGACGGACUGGGCCUUACGCACGCCGAGAUUUCUGCCCUCACAAAGUGGGAGGGAACCAAGUGGGCUAAAGAAAAGUUUGAGAAGGAACAGGGUGUCUUUAUUAGAGACACCGCGGCCGAUGGACUCCCAGACUGGACAGAGCCUGCCAGUCGGGCAUCUGCUCAGCAAGGCCGAUCUGUCAGAAUACACACGAUUGACAUUUCGAGUUUGGACGACGACGAAAAUAUGGAGACGGAAGAGAGCGACGAAGAACUUGCCAGCGUCGGCGUUUCGCUGAACCAGCAACUGCGCGCGCAGGCAGCCAGGCGCGAGGCUGGCGACACGUCUGCCGUCUUGGAUGAAGAAUGGGAGCAGUGGCUUAAGAAUGCGAUUGAGAGCGGCGAGCUGGCAAUUCUCACGGAGAGGAUGACUGAGGAGAUGUUGGGCCAGUCUCAAUCGUCCAAC